UCUAUAUAAUAUAUACAUUUUUGAUAGUCCAAGAACUGAGUUUUUUCUGUCAUUUUUUUAUCCAGUCACUGAAGAAAAUUCUAACACAGAUCGAAACGUCUGUAGUUAAACGUAGAAUGAAAAAUUUUUUGAACACGAACAUUCUAUUUACGACUCGAAUUGGCUCCUUCCUUUAAUUCGUCAAAUAUUUCUCUCACAUCUUUUCAUAUGUAAAUUUUUAACUCCAAAAUUUCAGAGCCUACAUUCCAAGCAAACUUUUGUUCUUUUAUCAUACGUGUAGGUAGAUAAUCUCAUAUUUUUUCCGUGUCAAAAGUGUAACAAACUUGGUUUUACGUAAAAAUUUAUUUUUCUUGGAAAAAAUUAUCAGCGUUCUUCAAAAUAAAAUUUUAUUCUUAGAUUUUCACGCACGUAAAUCUUUUUCUCGUUCGUGUUACGUUGUUUUCAACAGCAAUAUCAGCUUCGUUCAUUAUAAAAUUGCUGUUUGUAACAUGAGUCUCGUCUCAUUUAUAUCCGAAUAGAAUUCAGUCGAGGAUACAGUAACCAAUUUUCCUUCGUUCUUCUUACCAUUGUGUCGUGCACACAGCAGCUUGCAAUGUAUCUUGUAAAACGCACAAUUGAUUGUCAGAAAUGUCUUAUCAAGGGGAUCAUGCUAUCGAAGCGGACGAUCUCGUUCCCAUCUUGACACCUAACACUGAUAUCUCACAACGACUGAAGAUCUUGGCCGAUUUUUUCAUCUCCGAAUACAAUGUAGAGCCUUCCUUUUUCGCUCGUGUGCCAGGCAGAGUGAAUCUGAUAGGCGAGCACAUCGAUUAUUGCGGAUAUGCCGUCUGUCCAAUGGCCAUCGAGCAGGACAUACUUGUCGCAGUGGCAGUGUCGAAAGAUAACGAGAUUUGCCUCACCAACCUAACUCCGAAAUACGAGAACUUCCGUUGCAGCUUCGAAGACGUGAGAUCUCGUAUUAGCGACAACGAAAGCGGACCGGUCUGGUAUAAAUAUUUUCUGUGCGGUGUAAAAGGAGCGUUGGAGAUAAUCCCGAGGGAGUCCGUUCCUACGGGGAUUUUGGCUGCAGUAUGGGGUAACAUCCCUCCUAAUUCUGGUCUCUCCAGUUCUAGUGCGCUCGUCUCGGCGGCGCUGCUUUCGAUCGUGCACGCUAGUCAGUGUCAGUUGUCGAAGCAUCAAUUGGCGACUGUUAGUGCUCAAGCUGAGAGACACAUCGGCACUCAAGGCGGCGGGAUGGACCAGGCCAUCGCUUUUCUCGGAAAAGCAGGUUCGGCUAAGCUGAUAGAAUUUAAUCCCUUACGCGCCACCGAUGUAACGUUGCCGGAGAACGCAGUAUUCGUAAUAGCGCACAGUCAAGCUUAUCACAACAAAGCCUCAACUGCUGACUUUAAUCUCAGAGUUGCAGAAUGUCGAUUAGCUGCGCAGAUAAUAGCCAAGAAAAGAAAUAAGGAUUGGGAAGGCGUUCGAAGAUUGAUCGACAUCCAAGAGCGGCUCGCCUUUGAGUUGGACGAGAUGGUUACUGUAGUAAUGACAGACCUGCACGAAGAGCCGUAUACUUUUGAUGAGAUCUGCGAGUGCCUCGGCACGGACUACGAUCGACUGGAGAAGACGUCUCUCGUCAGUUCUUUUAGCGCCGCGCAAACGUUCAAGCUGCGGCAACGAGCUCUCCAUGUUUUUCAAGAGGCCGGCAGAGUAUUCGCGUUUCGCCGCAUAAGCGAGGAAAGCGGCAUAAUGGAACAUGAGAAGCUCCAACAGCUGGGCGAUCUUAUGUCGAAGAGCCACGCGAGUCUUCAUAAACUGUACGAGUGCAGCCAUCCCAGCGUGAACGCUCUUGUUGAACGUGCCAUGCGUUGUGGCGCAUUCGGAGCGAGACUCACAGGAGCCGGUUGGGGUGGUUGCAUCGUCGCUCUUAUCAAUAAAAACAAAGUUCAGCAAUUUAUGGACGCGCUUCGAACGGAUUCUUCUCGGAAUAAUACUAAAGACCGAGAGAAGAUAGAGGAUAUGAUAUUUCCAACGGCACCGAACCAAGGUGCUGCUAUUUACACUGUGUCAACAUCACUCUGAAUUGCUUAAGCCGGCACUGUAAUAAAUAUGGCUUUUUCUUUGGCCCGUAGCGUGUUGUCACGCUACGUGUUUAUAUUGACUUUUCAUUAUUUUUUUCUACUUUAGUCUCUGGUUUUUUUUUUGCUCGUCAUCACGAAUUUUUUAAUUGAUGAACGAAUGUUACAUGCCGCUCGACCUUUUAACAUUGUUGAUAUUCGAAUUUAACUUCAGUUUGUUGAACGAAUAAUAUCCUGUGUGUGUGUGUGUGUGUGUGUGUGUGUGUGUGUGUGUGUGUGUGUGUGUGUGUGUGUG
Messenger RNA from Pseudomyrmex gracilis, 2355 nucleotides. RefSeq names its product N-acetylgalactosamine kinase (gene Galk). NCBI's taxonomy places the organism in Eukaryota, Metazoa, Arthropoda, Insecta, Hymenoptera, Formicidae. Gene Ontology annotation, cellular component: cytosol; cytoplasm. Gene Ontology annotation, molecular function: ATP binding; galactokinase activity. The coding region runs from base 628 to 2064 and encodes 478 amino acids. The transcript is spliced from 10 exons. Gene Ontology annotation, biological process: galactose metabolic process; carbohydrate phosphorylation. The record is from RefSeq and is a predicted model, not a curated record.